AAAAAAUACAUAGGUGACGCAAUUACAAAUUAUUCAAUAUUCAUUCCAGCAUAAAACAUUUUAAAAACUUACAUAGUUUCGUUCAAUAUUAUGUUAUUAUUGUAGUGAUGUGAAGUCCCUGACGAUUUGAAAAUUGUGUCUAGUGCAGUAUGAAUUUCAAACAAGCUACACUAUGCAUUUGCUAUAAAAUUGGUUUCGUGUAAUGCUAAAAACAUUUAUAUUAUUUAAUUGUUUUUUCCAUUACACUUUAUUAAGGAAUAUUUUGAAUCGGUGCUCAUAACAUGAUGAUUCAUUGACUUAGGAUUCUACAUCUCUUGUAUCCAUAAAGCUAUACAAAAUUAGUUUUUACAUAAAACAGACUUAAUUGUUCUAAAAGAAAAUUUAAUUUCGUGCCAUCAUGUUAUGUGUACUAUUUUAACCAAAAAAGCACUACGACUGGGAAAAUUCUAUAAUAAUUAAAACAUAAAUUCAUUUUUCUUUUUAAAACAUAUGUAAUGGUACAUGGAUAUUGUGAACUUUUGUUACAUGUAUUCUCUAAUUUGUAAUAUUUCUUCUAGCAUGUAGCAAUCAAAACCCAUUGCACACAAAAACCAUGGAUGGUGAUGUUAAAUGAUCUGUACAAAUGGGAAUGAUGGAUGAGUGUGAAGAAUUUAUCUUGGAAUGUUGGAUUCCAAUAAAAUUUGUUGGCACUGGGUGGAAAUGUAAUCAAGAUACAGUUCACACUUAUUUUAUUAGAAGCACUGUCAAAUUUAUGAAGAAUAAUUAAUCAACAGUCAUAGUUUUGCAGGCAUAAUAAGAUUGCACCGUUUCUGCAAAACAAUGAUGCUGUUAAAUACAAAAACAAAAAUAAGCAUUCCUGGUUAAUAUUUUCCUACAAUAUUGUUACUAUGGCUGAUAAGAAGCCUAAAAGAAAUUCUUCCAAAUAUUGUUAUUAUGAUGAACAGAAAGCAAAAAGAAGAAAACAAAAAUCUCGAAUAAGAUCUCAAACUCCACCAUUACCUCACAGAAGUGGGACUAGUACUGAAGAACUUUUGCUAAAAAGAGAUUCUCUAAAGAAGCAGCUGCAAAAGUUUAAGCACAUUUCUAGAAAUGGUGGUAAUCAACAUACUGAGGAAAAUAGGAAACGAAAAUACACAGAUGGAAAAGAUGGUAAACAAAAAAGAUAUAGUGAAGAUAAAAGCAAAAAUAGUCAUGGCCAACAAUCAAAAAGUGCUCCAUCAAAAUCAAAUAUAGAAAUUGCAUCCGAGUCUGAAGACGAAGAAAGUAUAAUUGAAAAAAGAAGGAUACAAAGGAAACAAUUGUUAAAAAAGUUUAAUCAAUCACAUGAUGAUAACCAUUCAAAAAAUACUGAGAGUAUUAUAGAAAAGAAUAAUGGGGGUAAUGAUCAAAAGCUCACUGAUGCAAACCCAACUUCUGCUGGAGAGACUGAUGAUUUCACAGAUAUGUUUUCUGAGAAAGAUGAUUUUAAAAUUAAAGAUCUUCUUAAAGUGGACAAAAAUGACUUUACAAAUAAUUCAACUCUGACUGAUAAUUGGGAUGACCACGAAGGAUACUAUAAAAUAAGAGUUGGUGAUGUUGUCAACAACAGAUUCACAAUAAAAGAUACAUUAGGACAAGGUGUGUUUGCCAAUGUAGUGCGUGCUCAAGAUAAUGGUCAAGGAAACAACUAUGUAGCAAUAAAAAUAAUUAGAAACAAUGAGUUGAUGUACAAAACUGGCUUAAAAGAGAUUUCUAUAUUAAAAGAAGUCAAUGAGGCGGAUCCAGAAAAUAAAUAUCAUUGUGUGCAAUUUUUAGGGCACUUCAUGCACAAAGGACAUCUCUGUUUAGUUUUAGAAUCCUUACAUAUUGAUUUGCGAUGUGUACUUAAAAAAUAUGGUAAAAAUCAUGGUUUAAACAUGAAAGCCAUUAUUAGUUACAGCAGGCAAUUACUCUUGGCAUUGAGAUUACUGAAGAAAGUUGGGAUUGUGCAUGCAGAUAUAAAGCCUGAUAAUAUUUUAGUGAAUGAAAGGAAGAAUAUCCUAAAGUUGUGCGAUUUUGGUUCUGCUGCAAAAAUUGAUGAAAAUGAACCAACACCAUACUUGGUGUCAAGGUAUUAUAGAGCUCCAGAAAUAAUUUUAGGGAUUCCUUACAAACAUGGUGUUGAUUUAUGGUCUUCGGCUUGUACAAUUUAUGAAAUGACGACCGGUAAAAUCCUUUUCACUGGAAGCUCCAACAACAAAAUGCUCAAAUGUUUUAUGGACUUAAAAGGCAAAAUACCAAACAAAUUAAUUAGAAAAGGCAAAUUUAAAGAUCAACAUUUUAAUUAUAAUUAUAAUUUUUUACUCCACAAAAAGGACGAAUUUACUGGUAGAGAUAAAUUAGUUGAGGUGACAAAUAUCAAUGCAAAUAGAGAUUUGAAUAACGAAUUGCGAAAUUGUUGUAAAAAUAUGACAGACAAGGAAGAAAGGAAAAUGACACAGCUAAAGGAUUUGUUAGACAAAAUGCUAACACUGGACUCUAGUCAACGAUAUUCAGUAGCAGAUUGUUUGAAGCAUCCAUUUGUUCAAGAUGUUUUAACAAAGUAGACAAAUUUAAAUAUGGAUCACUAUUCAAUUUCUCAGAUUAAUUAAUGUCUAAUAAAACAAA
This is a messenger RNA of Bombyx mandarina (wild silkworm), 2625 nucleotides long. Its product is annotated as serine/threonine-protein kinase PRP4 homolog. Lineage: Eukaryota; Metazoa; Arthropoda; Insecta; Lepidoptera; Bombycidae. Gene Ontology annotation, biological process: peptidyl-threonine phosphorylation; peptidyl-serine phosphorylation. Gene Ontology annotation, molecular function: protein serine/threonine kinase activity; ATP binding. The record is from RefSeq and is a predicted model, not a curated record.